AUGAUCGACGUCUCACUCACGGCACCCAAUGUUUCGCCGGAAGACGUGAGAGAUGGCCUAUGUGACGGGCCCAGCGAAAGAAUCGCAACAUUGCAAGACCUCGUCAGCCAGAGACGCCAGCUAUCCAGUCAACUCAAACUACACGUCGACAGCUUUAGCGAGGACUUGCUUGAGGACAUGGUAUCGAGGGUACAGCGCAUGGUCCUUGAGUUUCGGGAUGCCAUCGCUAGGCAGGAAGAGCCUUUUUGGGUUCUCGAGGAGCGUCAUCGUUUGUUUGCCGCCGCAGAGUCUAUGGGUUAA
Colletotrichum higginsianum IMI 349063 is the source of this 300-nucleotide messenger RNA. RefSeq names its product pyridoxal-5'-phosphate-dependent protein beta subunit. The record is from RefSeq and is a predicted model, not a curated record. Gene Ontology annotation, biological process: phosphorelay signal transduction system. The transcript has a single exon. Bases 1 to 300 code for a protein of 99 amino acids. NCBI's taxonomy places the organism in Eukaryota, Fungi, Ascomycota, Sordariomycetes, Glomerellales, Glomerellaceae.